UAAGAAUAUAUACAAUAAAUUGUAAACGACACAUUUAUUUGAAAAUUAUACAUAUUUUUUAAAAUGUUGACGUUAGGCUCGCGGAAUAAUAUCACAUGGCACUAAGGUCCCUCUUUACGGAGUUUUGUUGAAGGAUCUCAACAACUCCAAUCUUUCCGUUGUGAUUGGAUGGAAGGAUUGUUUAUUUACAACAAAUAAGACUUUGUCAAUCAUUAUACAAUGCCCAUACAGUCCCUGUGAAGUGAAGAUAAAAAUGUCAUAUAAAUUUGACACACCGCAGAGAAGAGUUGUUAAACAGCCUACCAAAUUUGAAUUCAUAAAAAAAAUCAAGUUUAUAAAACGAGGCUCAAAAAUCGUGAAAAAUAGCGCCCUCUGGCCGUCCCCGAAGAAUGUGCUGAAAAAACGCCCGCUGGACUCGUACCUGUUAUCAAAUAUGUUCCUGUACGAACGUAUGCACUCAAAUGUCUGUCGUUGUGAGCCACAGGCUGAAUAACGUAGGCCACUGUGUUUAAUAGUGCGCGGCAGUGACAUAUUGGACCGAGCCGACGGCAGUCGGCAAAAUACAGGGCUAGCGGGCUAGGCUAGCUAAGCUAGGCUACCUAGGCUAUAAUGAAGUUAUACUGUUUUACCCUAAUUUGAAGGCCUUUUUUUUUUUUAACUACUUUUUCUAUCGGCAACCGCACACAAAAAUGUUCCCUAAAAAGGCCACAUUUUCUGACACAGAAAAACCUCAAGUUCCCUGGAACCCAUCAUCUGAUUUCCAAGAUUCUUGCUGCGUGGUACUCAGGUCGAAGUGGCCAUUCCAGCCAAACUGAGCAUUUUCACAGACUGUCAUUUUGGGGAACUCUUGUCACAUUGCGACUAGUAUGACACACUAUUCAUUUUGUUUUACUCUGCAGUCAGGUUGGCAUUGCAUAUCAGAAUGUACUCAAUUGCCUAUAACCCUGAUAAAGGUUAAAUGAUCAAAAUGUGUGGCACUUGUCAAGGUGAAUCUGCGCAUUUCUCAAUUUGUCUCGGUAAGGCAACAGCAAAAGUCCCGUGGGAUAAGUUUGUGUUUUUGUGUGAAGUUCAUGUUUUGUUGGCUUUGUUCCUUGAACACAUUGAUUUUGUGUGCAAAUGCGUUAUAUAACUCUUUUAAAUUUGCAGGAAAAAAAGUUUCCAAUUACAAAGGGUUCGGUGAAUGCACGCAUGAAACUUUAGGAGUUCAGUACCUCCAACAAAGUUAAGAACACUGACCUAAUGGAAAGCAAUUGCAUACAUUCGAACUAAAUGAAUUUUGGUUAAUCCACAGCUUGUUAUAUUCAAAUAAUAUUCGGAAGUUUUAACUGAUUGAAUUCAAUCGGUUAUGCAAUUCACAGAUUUAAGGUGGUUUGAAGGAAUCUGAAUACAUGCAUGUUAUAAUUUAAAUAACAAUGAUGAAUUUUUCUCCGUGCUAAAAUUACUUGGGUGCAUUCUCGCCUCCUUUUUCACGCCCCAGAUAAAUGAAGAUAUUCCCCCCAAAGCAAAGCACUGCAGUAGUAAGGUUGACUAGUUCAGUAUUCAUCUUAAAGUGUGCUGAAUGGUUGAAUUUGACAUGCGCUCAUGUUGCCUUCUGGCAUAUUGGAGGAGCACGCGGAGUGACAUCGGUCCUGACGAGUCAACCGGCUGAGGAGGGGACACGCACCGUGUUGCUCACUCACUCGCACACUCACACGACCGCCGACAUGGCCGGCUGGGGCACCUUCUUCUUCUCCCUCCUCAACUACAAGACGGAAAAGUAUGUCAUCGCCGAGAACAGGAGGAUCGGAAUACUGUUUCGAAUCUACCAACUGGCCGUGCUGGGAUACAUAAUCGGACUCCAAAGAAACAGAUGCAGUGCUAUAUCGGACGGACGCCGCCGCAAACUACAACCGCAAUAAUGUUCAAUGAAUACUUCUUUGGCAGUGUCAAUACAAACUGAAGGCUAUUGACUUUGUAGACUAGACAGAAUAUGUCAUUCCGCACCUACUGAAGCAGCUGGUGGGUGUUUGUGAUGAGGAAGGGCUACCAGGAGAGAGAGGAGGCCAUCCAGUCGUCCGUCAUCACCAAGCUCAAAGGCGUCACGCUCACCAACAGCUCUGAGAGCGGCCUUCGCCUGUGGAGUGCCGAGGACUGUGUCAUUCCACCGAGUGGAGAACAGGUUUUCUUCGUGGUAACAAAUUACAUCGAGACCCCCGAUCAGAGGCUGGGCUUCUGCGCCGAGAGUUUCAAGGUACCAAAUGGCCAAUGCCUUAGCGAUGAUGACUGCAUCGAGGGGGAGACUGUCGUAGCGGGGCAUGGUGAGGACCGGUUACUGUCAAGAAUUACACUUAUUAUGACCUGUGGCAAAAUACGUCAUACUGGGAGUCCUCGGUUUACAAGGGAAUUCCAUUCUUACGGCGGAAUUAAAACAGGCUUGUGUAUAAACAGCACCGGGACCUGCGAGAUUCAUGCCUGGUGUCCUGUAGAAUACAGCAAGAGACCCGCAGUGCCGCUCCUGAGCGAAGCCGAAAACUUCACCAUUUACAUCAAGAACUUCAUCAGGUUCCCGAUGUUCGAAUUCUCCAAGUCCAACGUUCUCGACAGCGCUGAUGACAGCUACAUGAAAAGAUGCUCCUACGACCAAGUGAACCAUCCUUACUGUCCCAUCUUUCGCCUCGGAGAUCUGGUCAAACGGGCUGGACACGACUUUCAGGACAUGGCUGCCAAGGGUGGCUCUGUUGGUAUCCUAAUUGAGUGGAAUUGUGAUUUGGACAAGGACUACUCUCAGUGUAAUCCACAAUACAGCUUCACCCGUUUGGACAUCAACUUGAACAACUCUGUUACAUCGGGAUACAACUUCAGAUAUGCCAGAUACUAUAAGGAUCAAAAUGGGGAAACCUUUCGCACUUUGUAUAAAGUAUAUGGAAUUCGCUUUGACAUCAUGAUCAAUGGCCAGGCUGGAAAAUUCAAUAUCAUUCCCACAAUAAUUGCCAUUGGCUCCGGUGUUGCUCUUCUCGGAAUAGGAGCCUUUGUGUGUGAUAUGAUCCUGCUGUACAUGAUGAACACAAGCUCCUUCUAUCGAAACAAGAAGUUCGAGAUCAUCAAUUUCAAGAAAGAGCGGAACUCCAUCAGGGAGCGGAAGAGUCGGGAAAGGAAAUCCAGGAAAUUAGCGGCUGUCAACUCUAUGAAAGACACAGCGGAUAUUGAAGCCUUAGAGGCUCAGAACAAGCCAUCUGAGGACAAGCGGGGUCCCACCAUUCCACGCAACACGGGCCAGCGGUACGCCCUCGCUCGCCAGGGUGCGGAACCAAAGCAUCACAUCACAUUCGCAUCACGCAACUGAAAAUGCAAGACAGGUCUCAAGAGGUGGAACCCAAAAGUGGAACUCACUUCUCGCCUUAUUGACGUGACAGUCGCCUCGCCGCCUGCUCGAGUGAUUCUUUUGCCUCGACUGCAGAGAGACCAGCCGUGACAACUGCUGGCAAGACAAAGGGAAACGUGCUGUAUUCAUUGACAUUGUUUUAGCCAAUCGCUCCUUGACAGCCUAUUUUGCAUUGUGUUUCAUGGUGCCAAGCGACAUUGCCAGCUGGUCACCUGAGCUGUAGAAAUUCUCAUUCAAACUGUAUUAACCCUCAUGUUAUGUUGCUGGUCAAACUGAUCCAUUUUCAAGGCAAUUCGAAAAGAAAAUAGAGUGAAGCAGCGCCCUUGCGCCGCAAAAGGUCAUUCACUCCAGCAGCGGUUCUCUCAAAAUACUUCGCUAACUCUAAGUACCACCAUCAUGACCAACAUUAAAAUACUGUAGCGUAUUUAGUAGUGUUCAUCAAAAACAAAACAGCUUCUAUUCCUGAAGUAUAUUUAACAUUGUGAACCACUGUAACAUUAUGCACAGUUGGACCAUUAGCCUGCACUAAAAUAUAGGCGAACCCAAAUCAGCAUUUUAAUAAUUACUGUAUUAAAAAGCAUCGCAUAUAAAAAUUGCAGCUCAGUUUAAAGACAGUUCUUAAAGAUUAAACAGAAAUUCAUUGUAUUAAAAUGUUAAACACAACUGAACUCUACCUAGUGAUUCGUUCGCAAAUCUCUAAUCGCAAAUCUUGAGAAUCACCGCACUCGAGUAAGCCUCGGCGCCACGGCUCGGUCCCUACGCACGCCCCAGCGAGAGAAGAAGACAAAGUAGCCGUGUUUAUAAUGGCGGAAAACUGUUUCAAAUGCACAAUAUAUGCCACAAUCGAUGAUCCACCCCAAUACCUUUAUAGAAUUUCACUCAUCUUACAUUGCCCUUAAAAAUAAAUGGCUUACAGAUGCCACCACUCGGGAAUAACAUACACAACCGGCAAAGACUCUCCAUAACGUCUGCUAACAACCCAUGCUAAACUUCAGCAUCAAAGAUGUUCUCUCCGUUAAGAUGUAUCACUUCAGCCUGCUUCCUCAACUCCGCGUCCGACUUGAUUAGUCAGGGCUUUGGCACAAUCGUGUGGCAUCUUAGGGCAUUACAGAAAGAAAAACCCCAAACUUUUCCUAAUUUAACAUGCCCCAGGUCAAAUGGACCCAGCAACACUGUUGCUGUUCCUGAGAAAAUGAACAUAAGAGGGUUAACAAAGCUUCCUACCAUUUUUCCGAACUAUUCGUAGAAUUUACAGAAAAGUAUCAAUAGCUACUUGAUAUGACAAAGUUAAUCAAUGAUAUUCCAUUUUUUGGGCACUUUCUGAAGUUAUACAAGUAGAGCAGCAUCAACGCUGAUAAUUCUGAAACAUUUAUUUAAGUCAUAGGUGGGCAACGUUUGGGCUGCAGGCCGCACUGACAAGUUACAUCAUCAGGAGUCCUGUCCUAUUUAUUUGCAAUAACGUUGCCCUUUUCAACCUAAAAUUGGUCAAAUGAAAUGUUCAUCUCAUGAAAUCUUUUUUUUUUUUAAUAAUAGUUUAUAUUUUACAUUGAACAAUUUUGUUUAGGAAUUCUUUAAAUCAUAGCUAAAUUCUUUUUGUCAUGAGUAUAAAAAUCGUUUAGCAUUUUCGAACCUCAUCUACAAAUGACUUGCCCCAUCUGUCCAAUGUCGCCAUCAUACUUGGCCAGCCCUCAUUUCAAUGCCUUGUUGCCACGAUUCCUGUAAUGAAUUCAACCGCUAACGGAUCUGCCUCGUAUUGUGUGCUCCUGUUAAAUUGUGAGCGUAUUCCUACUUAUUUCAAAGGUCUUAUUGUUGCAAAUGAAUGUACGUCUUCGACAGUAUUAAAGCAGAAAGAAAAUAUGA
Messenger RNA from Phyllopteryx taeniolatus (common seadragon), 5221 nucleotides. It is a transcript of the gene p2rx5, whose product is annotated as purinergic receptor P2X, ligand-gated ion channel, 5. Gene Ontology annotation, biological process: response to ATP; monoatomic cation transmembrane transport. The record is from RefSeq and is a predicted model, not a curated record. Gene Ontology annotation, cellular component: plasma membrane; nuclear inner membrane. NCBI's taxonomy places the organism in Eukaryota, Metazoa, Chordata, Actinopteri, Syngnathiformes, Syngnathidae. The coding region runs from base 2012 to 3322 and encodes 436 amino acids. Gene Ontology annotation, molecular function: purinergic nucleotide receptor activity; extracellularly ATP-gated monoatomic cation channel activity. The transcript is spliced from 13 exons.